AACUGGUUCGAUGUGGUUCAUAACAAAUCAAAAUGGAAGCAAGUGACUCGAUCAUGGAAAAUCUAAAUGAGGACCAAAGUCCUUCGUAUUGUCCCAUUUACGCUUUAGCUUCGCACUGUUCUCGUGUUCUUGAGAUAAUGAAUKUGCACCGGAAAGAAAGYYUAAAACUCUGCGACGUGGUCCUACGCAUCGGCGACGYUCACAUCCCUUCCCACCGAGCGGUACUAGCUUCUUGUAGCCCAUAUUUCUACGCCAUGUUCAACGGRGAACUCUCCGAGAGCAGACAAAAGGUUAUUACAAUGAAGGAUAUCGAUGCUGGAAUUAUGGAAGCCCUUGUUGAAUUUACUUACACGGGUAAAGUCGAGAUAUCAGUGGAGAAUGUUCAAGGGUUGCUUUCCACUGCUUCUUUGGUUCAAUUUCACGAAGUUCGCGACCUAUGYUGUCAAUUUCUCGAAUCCCAACUCGAUCCAUCGAACUGUUUAGGUAUCCGAAAAUUUACCGAAGCUUAUGGCUGUACGAAAUUUAUAGAAACCGUAGAUAAAUACGURCUAGAGAACUUUAAAAGUGUCAUGAAGUCCGAAGAGUACGCACUUUUACCCUCUGAACUCUUGACGAAAGUGAUUUCGAGUGACGAUUUGAAUGUGAUUCUAGAGGAAGAAGUUUACGAAGCCGUGAUGACUUGGAUUCGCCACGAUUUGAACAACAGAGUCAGUAAAUUACCCUCUCUAAUUCGCUUCGUUCGCAUGCCGUUGGUGUCGAAACAUUAUCUUCUAGAUCGAAUUGACAAUGACAGUUUGAUUCGCUCAAAUCUAACGUGUCGUGAUUUACUGGACGAAGCCAAAAAUUAUCACCUUCUUCCAGAACAGAGAGGACGAUUUCGCUCAGAUCGAAUGCGACCUAGAAAAUCAAUGAUGGGAACACUUUAUGCCGUCGGAGGCAAAGAAGCUGGAGAAACGAUAUCAAAUACUAUGGAAAGCUUCAGUCUUCAGUACAACAAGUGGCAAGUAUCUGCGUCCCUUAAUGUACCACGUCAACAACUUGGAGUAGGUAGCAUUGGGAACAGAAUAUAUGCCGUUGGWGGCUCAGAUGGCUUCACCAGACUCAGUUCUGUAGAGACUUAUAACCCAGAAACAAACAAAUGGACYUAUGUGAAGCCUCUGAAUACGAGUAGGUCAGGUGUGGGCCUGGGCGUGAUUGGAGAGACMCUUUAUGCACUGGGUGGCUAUGAUGGAAGGGCGUGUCUUAAGACUGUGGAAAGAUAUGACCCUCAAGUCGAUUCAUGGAGUUGUGUYGCACCAAUCAAUGUCACAAGAAGUUUUCCAGGUGUUGCUGAACUUGGAGGUCGUCUCUUUGUCAUAGGUGGUAACGAUGGAAUCUCAUUUCUUAACUCAGUGGAAUGCUAYGACCCAUUAAGUAACAAAUGGAUGAAUGUUCCUCCGAUAUUGCGUGCUCGUGCAGGCAUUGGUGCUGCAGCACUUGAUGGCAUGYUSUUUGCCAUUGGUGGUUUUGAUGGAAUCCAAAGACUUGAUGUUGUYGAGAUGUAUGAAUCACGCAUGAAUACAUGGACYGAGGUUUCACCUCUYAAAUCAUGCCGAGAUGGWGUAUGUGUUACAGCUUAUGGUUGCUGGAUUUAUGCAGUGGGUGGGAUUGAUGGACCUUCGUAYCUCAACACAGUAGAGGCUUAUGACCCUAAAACUGAUUCAUGGACYGAGAUGCCUCCRAUGUCCAGRUGUCGAGCUGCAGCUGGAGUUUCAAUAUUGCUMCCCCAGUGCUAGCAUUAUAUGCUACACUCCUKAAUUUCUAUUUUGUAUAUGUUUUGCACACUUUUUGAAAUUCUAAGGAUAUGGUAUGGUAAAUAUUGUGCUCUGGUCAUCUCAUGUUCUUUGAAUUUUGGUAUUUAGCUUCACAAAGAUAAAUYGUACCUCUUCAGCAACAGGAUUAUUGCUUCUAAUCAAUAAGACCUUUCAAAACAAUGAUUCCAGAGUUUCCUYGAUGCAAUGGAAUGUUACAUGCUCUAUGCAGAUACACUUCUGUCCAGAAGUUUUUUGUUUUAGAAGUGUAUAUAGUGAACAGGRCAAGAUGGAAACAAACUUUUCUUUUAAUGAGAUUUGCCUACAGCAGUCAAAGAAAAUAAGACUACAUCUGGCACUAGGCUAUGGUACCAACCAACUCCACCCUGAAUACAUGGUAGUAACAAUAGCAACCUUUAGCUCCGACGAUAAAUAUGAGAUUGGACRAGUUUUAAAAUCAUUCCUGUGUACGUGGUCAACUCUGAAUCUUAGUCAAUUUYUGAUUUUUUACAAUCUAAAAUUUCAGUCUACAUACACAAAUACAAAAUAAUAGUGCCAAUCGUACUCGAGCUAGCCUGUGUGCCUCCGAACGUUUACUCAUAAAGUCCGUCUGCCAAACAGCGCAGGAAAUCUUGUUCCUGAACCCUCUACUGCAUGCUUUACAACAGAAAAUUCCGGAUGCAGAGCAGGCUAUACUCGAGCCAAUAUGGUACUCGUKCGCAUGCUUAGGUCUCCAUUUUGGAAUCUGGGACAACUACUGAAACRGAAGAUUGGGAAAAGGAUGAGGAUUAAGGAUAUGAUAAUAAAAGAGCUUCAUUAGCUUGUCCUAUUAAUAAUUUGAGAGGAAGACAUCCAUUGUCCUCUAGUAUCAAAUUAYAUUGAACAGAUAUUUUGUAAAAUAUUAAUUGUAAAAACUAUUUUUUUCCAAUUGAGAAAAUAGGAGUAUUUAGGAAAUUCUAAAAAAAUAAAAAUUCUUAUUUCCUUCAACUUUCCUCGAGUAUUCAUUAUUUCUUUGCUAUAUUUGUCCACAUUUCAGCACCUAAAUUAUUACAUCAAAUGGCAAAUAGAUUUUACAUUUGCAACAAUUUGCCAAAAUAUUUGUUUGAAUCAACAAUUAUUUCUUUUACUAUCUUCAAGAMAUUUUUCUACAUGGAAAAAUUCAGGAAAGCUGACACCUUAACUAAGUUGUGACAUAGUUAAUAGAGGGGUUGUGAUGACUUAACUAAAUAUUAAAGCAUUAAUUUUGUUGUA
Molecule: messenger RNA, 3041 nt
Organism: Actinia tenebrosa (Australian red waratah sea anemone)
Lineage: Eukaryota; Metazoa; Cnidaria; Anthozoa; Actiniaria; Actiniidae
Product: kelch-like protein 20
Molecular function (GO): protein binding
Source: RefSeq, a predicted model, not a curated record